Panicum hallii is the source of this 2081-nucleotide messenger RNA. Its product is annotated as antimicrobial peptides-like. Gene Ontology annotation, biological process: defense response to fungus. Bases 147 to 1721 code for a protein of 524 amino acids. Lineage: Eukaryota; Viridiplantae; Streptophyta; Magnoliopsida; Poales; Poaceae. The record is from RefSeq and is a predicted model, not a curated record. The transcript has a single exon.
GGACGCGUAUAAAUACCUGCUGCUCGUCCAUGGCAACCGGCACCCAUCUCAUCUCGACCGUCCUCCAUCGCUCCCUCCUCGAUCGCGCUAGUAGCAGCAGCUAGUGACCUCUCCGAGAAUAGCUAGCUAGUAGGGCGGCGGCGGCCAUGGGGAAGGGUAGCGGGGGCGCGUGGUGGGGGCUGCUGCUCCUCGCCGGGGUGCUGCUCGCCGCCGCGGCGACGGCCGCCGCAGAGGAGGAUGUGGCUGCGGCGGAGGUGGCGGCGGACCGGGACCCGAAGGAGGACCUGCGGUGGUGCAGGAAGGGGUGCCGGUGGCAGUACGGGCAGGACGCGCGGCGGCGGGAGGAGUGCGAGCGCGAGUGCCGGGAGCGGCACCGCCAAGGCGAGCAGGAGGACGACGACGAGGACGCGCUCGGCUCCGGGAGGGGCGAGUGCCGGCGCAAGUGCGUGAGCCGCUACGAGGACCAGCCGUGGCGGGUGCCCGAGUGCGUGAGCCGGUGCCGCCGCCGCGGCGUGGAGGAGGAUGAAGAGGAGAACGAGAGCGGGCGCGGGCGCGAGUGCCGGGAGCGGUGCGAGCGCCGCCACGGCGGGGACUGGCGGGAGAAGCAGCGCUGCCUGAUGGAGUGCCGGCGCCAGGAGCAGGGGGCCGCCGAGGACGACGGCAACCGGUGCCCGUGCUCAUGCCGGACGCAGUGCGAGCGCCACCAGGACCAGGGCAGCAGGCGGCGCUGCGUCGAGGCCUGCGAGCGCCGCCGGGAGCAGGAGGGGGAGGACGGCAACCGGUGCCCAUGCAGCUGCAGGACUCAGUGCGAGCGCCAUGGCGACCAGGGCAGCAGGCGGCGGUGCGUCGAGGCGUGCGAGCGCCGGGAGCAGGAGGAGGGCCACGGCGGCAGCCGCGACGCCGACGAGAACAGCAGCCGCGGGGACCGGUGCCAGAGGAAGUGCCAGCGCCAAAGCGACUGGCCGGCGAGACUGCGGUGCAUGGAGCAGUGCCAGCGCGAGGAGCGGCAGGAGGAGGGCCGCGGCGACGCCGACGAGCAGGACAGCUACUGCAGCAGCCGCUGCGAGGAGAGGUGCCAGCAACACGGCGGCCGGGAGAAGCAGAGGCGGUGCGUGCGCCGGUGCGAGCGCGAGGAAGGCUGCCGCCGCCGCGACGCCUUCAUCGCCGCCGACGAGGAGGAGGACAACGACGACCGCAGCUGCAGGCAGCAGUGCCAGCACCACCGCGACUACGACAGGAAGCAGCAGUGCAUGCGCGACUGCCGCCGCCACCACGGUAGCGGCCGCGGGGAGGGCGAAGAGCGCGCCGCCGACGAGGAGGACAACCACCACUGCAGGGAGCAGUGCCAGCACCACCGCGACUACGACAGGAGGCAGCAGUGCAUGCGCGAGUGCCGCCGCCACCACGGCCGCGACGGCGCCGACGAGCAGGACAACGGCUGCUGCGGCGACCGGUGCGAGAUGAGGUGCCAGCACCACCAGGGCGACCGGGAGAAGCAGCGGCGGUGCGUGCGCCGGUGCGAGCGCGAGGAGGGCUGCAGCCGCCGCCGCGACGCCGCCGCCGACGCCGACGAGGAGGAGGGCAACGACGACCGCAGCUGCAGGCAGCAGUGCCAGCACCACCGCGACUACGACAAGAAGCAGCAGUGCAUUCGCGACUGCCGCCGCCACGGCGGCCGCGGCUGGGAGGCGGUGGCCGGCGCCGUCCUCCAGGUGGUGUGACGUGCAUGGCGUGGCGCGCAGCGAAUAAAAUAAAGUGCGUACGACACGUGUCGCCGCGCCGGCCGCACACGUGGCUGGCCUGCAUGCGGACCCCACCCGUCGACCAAGUACUGCCGCUCCUCGUCCGUAUACACACCUGUGUAUACGCACGCGUAUGUGUAUACGUCUUCCGUACGUAGAGGCGUAGAGGAAUAAAAGAGCGGUGGAUGCAUACGUGGCGAUCGCUCUCCGUACGAGAGAGCUGACGUGUACUGUAUGCGACGAUGUAAAUACGUGAUGUGGAGGGACCCGCUGUCUAUGGUGACACUGUUUGCCUUAAGUUGACAGGCUAUGUCAGUGAGAUGUGUGGUGUUAAAUAAA